GUUCUCAUGCUAUCAACGCUGCAGAAAGGAAAUGCCUAGACCUCGUCUGUAGUGCUUUGGGCUUUGUUAGAGUAGGCGCACAACAAAUGGACUGUGAAACUGAGUGCUGAGGAGGAACUUGACCGGCUUCUGAUUUAGAGAUGAGCCUUGUUUGAACUUGGCCGCUCAUAGUAACCCUAAAGUCUUGGACUGAACUAUAUACUACUUCUCUCUGAAUCUCUUUUGGCCAUCAGUACCCAUGUACAGCAGUGGCUACUCCGAGGUCUCCAAGUACAGUUCGGAGGCUCGAAAGAAGAUGCAGCACCGCUCAAAGGGAAAGAGCUGCGGCUACUACAUGCGGAUUGUCUUCUUCUUCUCUUCGCUCAUUCAGUCUCUUAUCAUAGUUAGCCUGGUGCUCUUUCUGAUCUAUGGUAAGAAGCAGGACUCAGCGUGCACGUCGCGCAUCCAGGACCUGGAAGAGAGCUUCAGCCGGCUCUCCAUAGAGAAUGUCGCCCUGAAGCAGCAGAGGAAGAACCUGACCAACUUACUUAACGUCACCCUGACUGAAAAGGCGCGAAAUGACUGGGACCUUGCCGUGACGCGCAACUACUUAAACAUCUCAUUGAUUAUUAUUAAAGAAAGGGAAGGGAGGCUGCAACAGUGCUUUAGCGAGUUGACGAUGUCCAAGAACACAGCACGUGUUUCUGGCCCAUGCCAAACACAAACUGGCUGUAACUGUGGGCUGCUGGCUGAACAGCUGAAAGCCAGGCUUGAGUUGGUGGAGUCCAACUUCACGCAAACAAGGCAGAGAAUGAGGAUGGAAAUGGACCAGAUUGCCAAAGACAGGGACAACAUUAACUUGGAGGCCAUCAGUCUUAGGAGGGACAAAUCCACACAUGAAAAGGAAGUGGAGUUCUACAGACAGAAAUGCAAAGAUGACUUUGCCCAGUCCUUGAGUGGUGUCUCUAAUGUCACUAAGGCUUUCCUACAGAAGGUUGAUUCUCUCUUCCCUGUACACAUCGCCUUCCAGCUCACCUGUGCGAAACAAAGGGAACACCUGGAGCAAAUCCGCACCAAUUGUACCAGCCUGUCCAGAGAAGUGGAGGACAAGUUCCAGCAGUACCUGAAUAGUGUGGGAGACCAGGUGUCAGGCAUCCAGGGCGAGAACAGCCGCUUGAAGGCAGAGAAUUGGCGACUGUCUGAGGACUACCGCUGGUGCAGCCAGAACCGCACGGGCCUGAUCCAGCAGAACAAACAGAACUUGGACAAGCUUCAGUGGAAACAUGAUGAGGACAAGGAAAGACUCCUCAUGGACAAGAUGAGGCUAAAUGGAGAGAUAGAAGUCCUGGGCAACAAUGUCAAAUAUAAAAGUAAAGAGGUCGAGCACCUUACAGAGAAACUCAAGCAUCUCAACAUGUCCUGCAUGUCUAGGACAGGGUUUGCAUUUCCAGGGGGCUCGACCUCUCUGGCAGGCACACACAGUCAACCUGGGUUUAGCGGAGCAUUCAAUAAGCCAAUAUCAACUGGGGCGGGCUCUUCAAGCUCAUCCUUCUUGUCGCCUGGGUCAGGUAGCUCCACUGGGUUAGGAUUCAAUAAGCCAGUAUCAACUGGGGCGGGCUCUUCAAGCUCAUCCUUCUUGUCGCCUGGGUCAGGUAGCUCCACUGGGUUAGGAUUCAAUAAGCCAGUAUCCACUGGGGCGGGCUCUUCAAGCUCAUCCUUCUUGUCGCCUGGGUCAGGUAGCUCCACUGGGUUAGGAUUCAAUAAGCCAGUAUCAACUGGGGCGGGCUCUUCAAGCUCAUCCUUCUUGUCACCUGGUUCAGGUAGCUCCACUGGGUUAGGAUUCAAUAAGCCAGUAUCAACUGGUGCGGGCUCUUCAAGCACAUCCCUAUUGUCCACUGGGUCAGGUAGCUCCACAGGGUCAGGACUCAAUAAGCCAGCUUUCUCAAGCUUUGGUUCAGCAGGGUCAAAUCCAAGUCUUAGCUCAAGUGGAAUAGGCUCAAAUAAACCAGCAGUGAGUGGGAGAGGCCCAUCAACCAGUGGAUCAUCCUCUGGGUCAACUGGAUCGACGAGCAAGAGUGGGCCAAACCUCUCCCCAUUUUCUUGGUUUGGGAACAUUAACUCAGGACAAAGUAAGACAGGAAGCGGAACAGGGAGAGGAACAUCAAGUGGGAAUAGUAAUGGUGGAACUGGAUCGUCAUUUGGUGCUGGAAGGACGAGUGGACCAGGAGGUGGCACAAUCAACAUUGCUCAUUACCUUCAGGAUGUGCAGCGCCUCAUCAAUCCUCCUGGCCCACAGGAGAACCAAGAUCUCUCCAGAAUGUUGGGUUAGACCAUCUUGACUUGAAAAUUAUUAGAGAUUUAUCUUCCACUAUAUCUAUUACACAAAGCUAAAUACAAGCUUUUCAUAGUGAGUUCACAUAUAGUAUUUCAAAAAAAAUUUACCAUAUAUUAUACUGUGACAGUUUAUACUUAAAUAUUCAUUUAAAGAAUUUAAUUUGAAUAACUAUUGCACUUUUGAAUAUACAAUGUGAAGUUUGUGUGUUAAUGUGUUCAUGUUAAUGAACAGUGGAUAAGAUACAUGCCUUUGGUGUGAGAGACCCGGGUUCAAUUCCCCCUGUCCAUUCACCAAUGUUUCCACUUAAGACCAUGCAAGACACUUAACCCCUAGUUGCUCCAGAGGCAUGCAACCUCUGACAUAUAUAGCAGUUGUCGCUUUGGAUAAAAUGCGUCAGCUAAAUAAAUAAAUGUAAUGAUUUGUAUCUACACAGCACGCAACCUAGCAUGAAUAAGCAAAUGUAGUAUUUUUUUUACAUUGUAAAUACAGAAAAAUAAAGCCUUUGUUUAAAUGUAA
This is a messenger RNA of Micropterus dolomieu (smallmouth bass), 2830 nucleotides long. RefSeq names its product plasmalemma vesicle associated protein a (gene plvapa). Bases 239 to 2308 code for a protein of 689 amino acids. The transcript is spliced from 6 exons. The record is from RefSeq and is a predicted model, not a curated record. Gene Ontology annotation, cellular component: caveola. Lineage: Eukaryota; Metazoa; Chordata; Actinopteri; Centrarchiformes; Centrarchidae. Gene Ontology annotation, biological process: regulation of vascular permeability; positive regulation of cellular extravasation.